AGUCUGGAUCUCCAGACGCAUAAUUGUCUCUGACAGAACCGGGAUCGAUCUGAUCCGCAUUAAUCCCGGAUCAUGGAUCUUCGGUCACAGCUCAGAUCCGCUGCCGACGUGUUGCAUCACAUCAGCGCGGAGAACUGCUACGAGCUGCUGACUAAAGCCAAGAGCGACGGCGCAGAGGGCGAGAAGGACCGGGUCUACGGCUACAUGAGCGACCACUACCUGGAGGUGCUGCGGACCCCCGGGGUGUACGGCCGGCUGACGGCCGAGGAGAGGGAGCGCAUCCUGGCGCGGAGGAUGGAGGGGACGAAGGUGCUGGCGGUGGCCGAGAGCAGCGAGGGGAGCCGGGAGAGCAACCCGGGGGACUCCAUCCACCGGCGGGUGUUGUCCCUCGACCCGGAGACCCGGAGGUGGGAGGUGCUAACCACGCUCCCGGAGGAGAUCCCGGCCAGGGGCUCCGGGAUGUGCACUCUGUACAACUACCUGUUCGUGGCGGGGGGGAUCUCAGACCGGGACUUCUGCUCCAAAGCCUCGGACCGGGUCUCCAGCUCCAAAGCCUCGGAUCGGGUCUUCUGCUUCAACCCGCGGACCGGCCUCUGGAGCCAGAUCCGCCCGCUGACCCAGCCCCGCUGCCAGCUCAGACUGGUGUCAAUGGACGGACACCUGUACGCGGUCGGAGGGGAGUGUCUUUUCACGGUGGAGCGCUACGACCCGCGAGCGAACCGGUGGACUCCGGUGGCCCCGCUGCCCAAAGGCUCCUUCGCCGUGGCGCACGAGGCGACGUCGUGCGGUGGCUCGCUGUUCGUGUCCGGCGGCUCGCUCUUCUACCGGCUGCUCCGGUACGACUCCCGCCGGGACGAGUGGGAGGAGUGUCCGUUCAACGAGAGCCGGCGGCGGUCCACCGACAUGGUGGCGCUCCGCGGCCUCGUGUUCCGCUUCGACGUGGACCGGGAGCGCGCGGAGGUGAACGUGUACAAGUACAACACGGUGGUGAAGGUGUGGCACGGAGGCGCGUGCUUCGCGCUCCGCGACCCGCUACCGUUCCGCUGCGCGGUGCUCGGGGACCGGAUCUACUGUGUGAACCGGAGCCAGACGCUGCAGUUUGAGGUCCGGGAGGACCGGGAGGACUUCCUGCCGGAGGUGCUGCCGCCCCCCGCAGAGACCAGGGGGGCCCUGGUGCCUUUCGUCCUGUCUCUGAACCGGGACCCCUGAUCCGUAUCGGUCUCUCUGGUCCCGGUCUCUCUGGACUCUCUGGUCCUGGUCUCAGACUUUAACUGUUGUGCCUUUUUCCCCACGUGGCUGUAGAAGCUGACAGGUUGCUGCUUUUUAAUAUUUAAUCCAGUUUUGUGGUUCAUAAGGGGAAAACAUCACUGUGACGUCACUGAUAGCUGAUCAUGAAUCAAGUGACGUCAUCGAUGACAUUGAUAAAAAUAAAUAUGAUAAAAACAGCUGAUGAAGAUCACGUGCUGCGAUAGAAAGCUCCAGACCCUGAACGCACCUUUAGUGGGACAAAGGGAACUCUCUCUGGAGCUUUCAGCCACAGCUCAUGGUCUUCCUCCGCACAAGAAACUCAAAUUAUUGUUUGAAUCUUUUUGUGAAACAUUUGAAUUAAAUGUUUGAAUUUAUGUCUUAAAACGUAAUUUUGACUCAAACUGUUUCCAGACAUAAAACACACGAAGAAGAAGAAUGUCAUGUUGUGAGAGUUCAAA
Anarrhichthys ocellatus (wolf-eel) is the source of this 1706-nucleotide messenger RNA. Its product is annotated as kelch repeat and BTB domain-containing protein 11-like. The transcript has a single exon. Lineage: Eukaryota; Metazoa; Chordata; Actinopteri; Perciformes; Anarhichadidae. The record is from RefSeq and is a predicted model, not a curated record. Bases 73 to 1209 code for a protein of 378 amino acids. Gene Ontology annotation, molecular function: protein binding.